Mycena citricolor is the source of this 2878-nucleotide messenger RNA. Lineage: Eukaryota; Fungi; Basidiomycota; Agaricomycetes; Agaricales; Mycenaceae. The record is from the annotation of a GenBank genome assembly.
AAACCUUCCUCUUUGAGUAUGUUUAUGUGAAUUCAAGAAACUCCAGAAUCCUCUCAAGUAAAGUCAUCCACCUAAGAUUGAAUAUCCAGCUCAUAGCCUUUUAAAAAAGCGCCAUGACUCUUUGUAAUGUUGUGCAUGGAGCGGGGUCUGAUCUGAACGUCACGGACCAAGCGGUGUGAGAUGUCACGAUCUUAGUUCUGUGACAAAGUGAAGGGGAUCCAAAGCCUGAAGUUUGAGAGGCCGGAAAUAUCCCGGGGAAAAAUAAUGGCUCCAUCGAUCUAAUUGUGAAAUCUUUUGGCCGAGGAGACAGCCUGUCCCAUUCUCUCGAUUCACGUGAAAAUCGACUGAGGAGACGUCUAUGGACCCAGCCCAGCUAUCAUAAAAAAUGUCCUAGGCGAAAGAUCCCGGGCCCAGGCUCAAGUUGCUACCCAAAUUCGCCGCCAACAUGACUGAAAGCCAAGACUUGCCCGCCUUGACCGCACAACUCGUGUGUUCCCCGUCGCAGAACCCGGUCAACGUGAGGGUCGGUAAUUUCUUUUUUGCCAUUUUCAGCGCCCAGGAUGACGAGGGAUGACUCCUCGACAUGCCACCACCGUGAUCUUCGCCAUGUGGCUAAUACUGUUGGGCGCUAUGCAAAUUCACGAUCGGCUCUGUCAUAGCGCAAACCCGUCUGCCAGUCUUCGCGCUAUGGGCCUCUUAUCACCUCAGGGAUCGAGACACGCACGUCGAGGUGUGCGCAACAGCUGAGCCCAUGAGCGCGUCACAGUCAAAGCGCAUAUCUGUCGGAACAGGUGACCGUUUGGGAUGACGCGCGCAUAAUGAAAGCAAAAUUUCCCACUCGGCAUGAUUAGCCGACGAGGGCCGGUCCGCAGUCUCCUUUAAGACGGCUGUCAGCCUGUCAUGAGCACAUUUCCCACGCUCACCUUCCACUCUUUCUCUUCUUGCCUUUCCUUCCUCCUUCUGUCCCCCGAGCUCCCAUGAGCUGUCCAAGCGAUAACACCGCGGCCAUCGAGCAAUCCUCCUUCUGGGAUCCCACAGCGCCGUGGGAUCCGCAUCGGAUUGGAUGGGUUGUAGCGGGUAGUUGCUCUGCUGCGACUGUCCUUGUGACCUUCCUGUCGGUGCUUCAACACUGCCGAAACUACCAUGUCCCGCGGCAGCAACGACAAAUCAUCCGCAUCCUAUAUAUGCCGCCCGUCUACGCUGUCAUUUCCUUCUUCUCAUACCGCUACUUCCGGAGCUACACCUACUACUCCCUCAUAUACGUCGCCUACGAAGCUCUUACUCUGAGCGCAUUCCUCCUCCUGAUCAUCGAGUACGUCGCGGAUACGGCCACGGGGCACAAGGCGGAGGAUGCCAUGGCACGCAAGGACAAACGACCUCUGCCCAUGCCGUUCUGCUGCUGGAGGUACAAACCGACGAAGGCGUACUUCCUAUACAGUGUGAAGUGGUCUGUCAUGCAAUAUGUGAUCGUUCGGCCCGUUAUCUCUAUCGUCGGGAUGAUCUGCGAACAUUACAAUGUACUGUGCGACACCCAAAGCUUCAAUCCCCGCUUCGCCAGCGUGUAUCUUUCCGCUGUUGAUUUCGUCAGCAUAUCCGUGGCGCUGUAUGGGCUGCUGCUGUUCUAUGGCCUGACGCACGAUGAGCUUGCUGGCCGGCGCCCGCUGGCCAAGUUCCUGUGCAUCAAGCUCAUCGUCUUCUUCACAUUCUACCAGUCUUUCGUGUUCUCCGCACUGGAGGGCCGUGUCAUUCAUGCCACCAAGUACUGGACGGAGACGAACAUCGCCGAUGGACUCAACGCAUUGGCCAUCUGCAUCGAAAUGGUCUUUUUCGCGAUUGCCAUGUGGUGGGCAUACCCUGCCACCGAGUAUCACCAGACCGAUCCGCAGGGCAAACGGAUACGAACGAACAUACUGGGGAUGUGGAGACCUAUCUGGGACUCACUCAACUUCUCUGACUUUGUGCAAGAAAUCUGGGCCUCGCUUACGUUCUUCUUCCGCUCGAAACGCGCCGCACCAUCUGGUUCGAGGAUGGAUCUGGCCCACGCGUUUGGUGUCGACGAGGGAUCGAAAUUGCCAAAAUCGUAUUGAUUGACCCCAUCAUGGACUAUUGUUGAAUGAUUAUCGUAUCACGGACGCUGCAUCGAGCUUUGGGAGAAUACCACCAUAGAGCUGGCAUCAGUUCCCCUUAUUCUGUGCUUUAUAGAGUCUGACCAGAAGUAACUGCGAGAUGAGCUCCCCGGCUGGUGGGUCUCGAAUUCGGGAGAGCUGUUGCUCUGCACACUUGAUGAGCUUUCAACGUAGAGCAAACAGAAAGUUCAUUAGGUGCGUGCUCUGCGUUGAAAGUUCAUCAAAUGCGCAGAGCAAACACGCCACCCUAAGACAAUCGCUCGCAUGCGGCACUUGAAUAUUGAGGGUUCCAUUGCGAAGCAUCGUGAUGCCUUGCGUUUUGAAAACCAGCAGCCUAUAUAGCAAACAGAAGGGGGUCGAGCGCAUCGCGGCGGCCGUGUAACCGGAUCCAAACCAUAACCCGACCUUUGAUAUAUUGGCACGGACCUCUGCCCACAGUCACCAUGCAUUCUACGCGUUCGGCGUGAGAGAUGACUUUGAAUGGGCUGCGAAUGGACUUCAGCUGGCGGAACAUGAAGCUUUAGGGGACAAGAAAAGAUAUACUGGGGAUUCAGAUAUCGAUGCGACACUGUGCAUCAUUAGGUCGCGUCGACACGAGGAUAAAUGGGUCUGCCGACCGAUUAUAAGAAUUUAUUUCUUUGUGAUGUGCUCUACUGAACUGCAAUCAGUAGCAUUAAUAGUGUGGAUGCUCCGAUUAACUGAAUGCUCAUCUUAUGUGUACGCUCGGGGUACAAGAUGCCAUGAUACCGGCU